AACUUCCGCAUUUUGCCUCUGCUGCCUCAGCUGCUUCAGAGUCAGCUCUUCCUUUGUAGACAGACGCUAAACUCAGCUGAGCUCCGACCAGAGUUCAGCAUUGUGGUAUCCGGGAGCCUCUUGUGACAGUCAGCUGAUCUAAACCCGGAUAUGUGAAAGCUCUGAGCUCUCCUGUCUGACAACAAGUGGACUCACAAUUACUUUAAAACGGGUAGAAAUGGCCACAAACCCGCCCAAGUUAAAGACAAAGAUAGCUGCUAACGAGAGGAUGAAAAACUUAAAAGAAACCUUUGAGUCAAAGUAUGGGGAAUCUCCUCUCUUCUAUGCAUUUGCACCUGGAAGGGUAAACCUAAUAGGUGAACACAUUGAUUACUGUGGCUAUUCUGUGCUUCCAAUGGCCAUCGAGCAGAAUAUCCUCGCAGCUGUGUCAGUGAACAAUUCAGGGAAGAUCCAGCUGGCCAAUGCAAAUCCUAAAUACAAGGAUUUCAGUGUGUCGUGUUCAGAGGAAAUUGCCAUAGAUAGAGAUGAUCCACAGUGGUAUUAUUAUUUUCUCUGUGGGGUUAAAGGUAUUCAGGAGAAGUUUGGGCUAAACCAUUUAGCAGGGAUGUCCUGUGUCGUAGAUGGAACGAUCCCUCCGAGCUCCGGCCUGUCCAGUUCUAGUGCCUUAGUUUGUUGUUCUGGCCUCGUAACAAUGGAGGCAAACCAAAAGUCCCUCUCCAAGGUGGCUCUUGCGGAGAUUUGUGCCAAAAGUGAGCGAUACAUUGGCACAGAGGGAGGAGGCAUGGACCAGUCAAUUUCAUUCCUGGCAGAGGCAGGAACUGCAAAGCUGAUAGAGUUCCAGCCCCUGCGUGCUACCGAUGUCAAACUCCCCGAUGGUGCCGUGUUUGUGAUUUCCAACUGCUGCGUGGAGAUGAACAAAGCUGCUUCUUCUCACUACAACAUCCGUGUGGUGGAGUGUCGGAUCGCCACGAAGAUGCUGGCCCAGGCGCGGGGUGUGGACUCGAGCAGGCUGUUGAAGCUCGCUCAUGUUCAGAUGGAGCUGAAGGCCUCCCUGGAGGAGAUGCUGGCUCUGGUGGACGAGGUGCUGCACCCCGAGCCUUACAGCCGAGAGGAGAUAUGCAAGGUGCUGGGCAUCACCUCGGAGCAGUUUUCAACAGAGCUGCUCAGCGCUAAUACUCAGGACAUGACACAGUUCAAGCUUCACCAGCGAGCCAAACAUGUGUACGGGGAAGCUGCACGAGUCCUGCAGUUUAAGAGCGUGUGCGACUCUGAACCUGCCAAUGCCACGCGGCUACUGGGAGAGCUGAUGAACCAAAGCCACGCAAGCUGCAGAGACCUCUACGAGUGCAGCUGCCCUGAACUGGACCAAUUAGUUGAUAUCUGCCUGAAGUCAGGGGCUGUGGGUUCCCGCCUGACAGGAGCAGGGUGGGGAGGCUGUGCCGUUUCCAUGGUUCCCAGUGAGAAGGUGGAGUCUUUCUUACAAGCUGUUAGAGAAGAAUACUACCUCCCUGAUCCACGCAGAGCAGCAAUAGAAAAACAAAGUCUGUUUGUAUCAAAGCCAGGUGGUGGAGCUGCAAUUUACCUCGAGGAGUGAUCUUCAUAAUCCAUUUCUGAUUUUAUACCGGUUUUUAUACCGCAGUCAUUCAGUUUCAGUUAAAUGGGUUUCAGAUGGUUUUCAGUUUCAGAAA
Oreochromis niloticus (Nile tilapia) is the source of this 1688-nucleotide messenger RNA. RefSeq names its product galactokinase 2 (gene galk2). The record is from RefSeq and is a predicted model, not a curated record. Gene Ontology annotation, cellular component: cytosol; cytoplasm. Bases 218 to 1594 code for a protein of 458 amino acids. Gene Ontology annotation, biological process: carbohydrate phosphorylation; galactose metabolic process. Gene Ontology annotation, molecular function: galactokinase activity; ATP binding. Lineage: Eukaryota; Metazoa; Chordata; Actinopteri; Cichliformes; Cichlidae. The transcript has 10 exons.